Messenger RNA from Oryzias melastigma (Indian medaka), 1502 nucleotides. Its product is annotated as protein bfr2. The transcript has 7 exons. Bases 222 to 1472 code for a protein of 416 amino acids. The record is from RefSeq and is a predicted model, not a curated record. NCBI's taxonomy places the organism in Eukaryota, Metazoa, Chordata, Actinopteri, Beloniformes, Adrianichthyidae.
UUCGCCGUCGAUCUCUAUACGAACGGCCGAGGCGAGGUCAUGAGUGCAAGUGAGGCCAGCCGAGAUUGUGUUGUGCUGUACGUGCGUUUUCAAAGGAAGGAGCAGAGACGGAACACCUUCCAGCUGUUCUCUACAAAGAUCCCCUCACAUUGGAUCCGAAUUUCAAGACAAUCUUGCUAAAAUCUUCAGAUUUAAGAUCUGAUUCUAUACUGAAAAGGAACAUGGCUUCACGUCGCUCCCAGAGUCCUGUGGACAGUGAGGAUGGCUCAUUUAGCGACAGUGAAGGCAGUGACAACGAAUCUGGACGUCGCUCCCAGAGUCCUGUGGACAGUGAGGAUGGCUCAUGUAGCGAUAGUGAAGGCAGUGACAACAAAUCCGAAGAUGAAAGUAGCAGCAGCAGCAGUGAGCGGACUGAUCACAGCAGUGAUGAAGACUCUGAUGAUGUCAUGCCAAGGAUUUCCUCCUCCACCACACCUGCAGAGAUGCAGGAAUCUAAUCUGAGCGCUCUGCAGGAUAUCAUCAACCCCCUUGAGCAGGGGCUGCUGUCUUUUAACUCCCUGUCAGAGACACUCCUCAGUAUUGAUGCAGAUAUUGUCACUCCUGGAUGUCAGACCUUUGAUAACUUCAGACGAGAAGUGCAGUGUAUGGAGAAACACUUGAAUGAGUCAGAGAAGAGAGCCUGUGAAGAGCUAGAGCAGCUUGAUAAGAAGACUGAGACUCUUACUGUACACAAGUCUGAUUUAGAGACAUAUAGAAAGGAGCAAAGUUCUAAGUUAAAAGAAUUGAAAACCAUUCUGGACUCAUAUGAGUCCAAUUUAAAGAGUUGCACUGAAGCCCGAAAGGCUGAGAAGAGAAACCUGAAAUCUGCAGAAGAGACCCUGGAGGAAAUGCAGGACAGAGAAAAUGAUGCACGGGAAUUAAGGAAUACUGGGAUUGGUCUGUUGGCUAUCCCAGUUUUAGGAUGGGUUGCCGGAGGAAUCAUGAUUGGAGUUGGCGAAGCAGACUUAAGCUCAGCCACGGAUCAAGUAAAAGAAGCCUGUGAUAUGUAUGAGAAAUGUAACUCUCAGAUAAAGAAAUACACAAAAAAGAUAUCUCACUACAAUGAAAUUAUUUCCAAAGCUGAGAAGGAAAUCAAAAAGGUGAAUAGGAGAAUUCCUGAGACUGAGGCAGAACUGAAGGAUUUGUCUGAGAAACGUAAAACUGUUGCAAACCUUCAGAGUCAAGCGAGAAGAGUUUUCCAUCAUCUGGGGAUUCUCUCUGGGGUGGGAGAUGCAGUUGAGAGUCAGACCAGAAAGCAGAUCCUGGUGGAGACCGUGACGAAGGUGAUGCAUGAAUUGACACCAGUGCUAACCCAGAUAAUAGAAGAUGGUCUGCUUCCCACUCGAGGCUUAAAAAGAAUAAUGGAGAAAAUGAAAACCAACAACAGAAAACUAAAAGCAAAUCUGAGUGAAGACAAAAAUGAAUAUUACUGACAUGUUUUUCAUGUUUUCUUUUAACUAGAG